AAUGUGGCUUUUAAAGGAAAAAGGAAGUCAGCCAUCAAAACAACAACAGAUAGCUCGAAAGCAAAAAGGCGAAGUUUAAUUUUUUUCUUCUGGUUUGGGACAAAUUAACAGGUACGCUGGAAUUUUCUGAUACCCACUCGGACAUGUCCUAUGUCUUCAUCAACGACUCGUCGCAGACCAACGUGCCUCUGCUACAGGCCUGCAUCGACGGGGACCUGCCCUUCGCCAAGAGGCUCCUCGAGACCGGAUGCGACCCCAACAUCCGCGACAACCGGGGCCGCACCGGCCUGCACCUAGCCGCCGCCCGAGGGAACGUGGACAUAUGCCGCCUCCUGCACAAGUUCGGGGCCGAUCUGUUGGCGACCGAUUAUCAAGGAAACACAGCGCUGCAUCUGUGUGGCCACGUGGAUACUAUACAGUUCCUGGUUUCCAACGGGCUCAAGAUUGACAUCUGUAACCACAAUGGAUCGACCCCUCUGGUGCUGGCGAAGAGACGCGGGGUCAACAAAGACGCCAUCCGUCUGCUGGAAGGACUGGAGGAGCAGGAAGUGAAAGGCUUCAACAGGGGACCCCACUCCAAACUGGAAACGAUGCAGAUGGCUGAUAGUGAGAGCGCCAUGGAGAGUCACUCUUUACUCAACCCGAACCUCCAGAGCAGCGAGGGGGUCCUGUCCAGCUUCAGGACCACUUGGCAGGAGUUUGUGGAGGAUCUGGGCUUCUGGAGAGUGCUGCUGCUGCUCGUGGUCAUCGCCCUCCUCUCCCUGGGGAUCGCGUACUACGUCAGCGGCGUCUUGCCUUUCUCCACCAGCCAGCUGGAGCUGGUGCACUGAGGGGGAGAGCAGAGAGGACGGUGUUAAAGAAGAAGAAGCAUGGGGUAGUGAAAUAACCAAGUGAAGUUCCGCUUUCAGUGCUUAUACCAGAACACAAACCCAGAUUUCUGUUUUAUUUGCAGGCCAGAUCUCGUCUUGAUUGUCUAGACAGGGAGACAUCGUAUUGUUGUUAGAAAAAUGAUCUAAUUAUUUCUAAAAAAGAAGUUAACCAAAAGAAGAAAACUGACACUAGACACUAGAAAAAAAUCUACUGCAAAGCUUGAGGGGAUUACCAAGUCUUCUGUAGCUCAUACUAAGGAAUCAUUGGUCUUGUUUGAAUAUUGUGUAACAUAUCCCCUUUAAAAUGAGAUCUCAGUUAAAGCUGACUCAUUGGAGUGAGGAAAAUACGACCAUCUUGUUUUCUUAACACAACGACAUUUCCUUUUAAUCUCUGUCAUACUGUUUGUUCUGUUACGAGCUGUAUAUUGCCAAUGUUUUUGUAUCUUCUAUUUUUCUUAUUUGUCAGAUUUUUUCAUUUGUGUUAUUUAUCAAAUAUCCUCUGUGUUCAUUAUCCUGCGUAUACUGUGUGUUUUUGUUCAAACUCCUCUACCCCGCGUCUAACAUUUCAUCGAUCUCUUGUUCCCAUUGGAGUUUGCGUUGUACUUCGACUGCGUGCCCUUCUGAGAUAAAGCUCCGUGUUCGACAGCUCUUUAAGACAUUCCCGCCAGCAGCAUGAGGCUUUGUUGCAUUGAAAAACGCUACAGUGUAAACAUUACAGAGAGGCACAACGCUCCUAAACUGUAGGAUUAUUAUCCAUUUAAUGAUUAUUGUUUCAUUGUACAUUAAUUUUAUCUUCAUGUCCCUGUAAACCAUGUAGAUUUUAUUUGUUGUUGUUUUUUUCCACUUGAUUUUCAGUGUACAAUAACACAUUCGCAGUACAUCCUAAUUUUAAGGUGGAUAAAUGAAUAAAAUCAUGUGUAUGUAUGAUUCUAAU
Molecule: messenger RNA, 1803 nt
Organism: Morone saxatilis (striped sea-bass)
Lineage: Eukaryota; Metazoa; Chordata; Actinopteri; Moronidae
Gene: ankrd46b
Product: ankyrin repeat domain 46b
Exons: 4
Coding region: 144-830 (228 amino acids)
Molecular function (GO): protein binding
Source: RefSeq, a predicted model, not a curated record